AUGCUCACACAACAGCCGCUGGCUUCGCCCGGCGCACCGGCGCAAUCGCCUACCUUCUCACCACAUCUAAGCGAUGUCGUCAAUACAGUUGUGUCUAAGAACCGAUUAUUCCAGCGUCGAACUUCAGUGUAUCAGAAAUAUCAUCUGCUAGAAAAUAUUCGAAAAAGAUCAUGGCUCGGUCCGCCAUCGGAGACAAUCUACGGCGGAAUAGCCUUCUCCAUCGACCAUGAUGAUAAAGACAUCGGAGUUGCCCUCGCUAUUCGAGAUACAGUCUACUUCCUAGACUUCUGCGAACAUCACUUCUCCAUUGGUGAAGACGAGUCUGGCUCCAAGGUUAUAACGGAGUUCAUCAUUGACCAGCUACGUACGUACGAGAGGGACCAUUUGGAGAAAUUCUUCGGCAUUGCUAUACCGGCUGCUCUAUCGGAGAAAUGUCCCCGGCUCUGUUCCCGGAUGUGGGCGGAGUUAGACAUUGUGCCGUUUGUCUUACAUACAAGAAGCCCCAAUAGUGUCGAGUGGGUUAAUAUGGGCUUAUGGCAGUCCAAGACACUGGAUGAAAGAGCGGAAUCUAUCGCUAGGAAGUGUAUUACCUACUUCGGCCCUAGUCAAGCUCCUCUAUUGCAGGUUGGGUAUCGGGGCCUUGUCGAUGUCGAUGCCGGCUCUACCGCUGUACUUACUACCCUCUCCGACUAUGAGAAGACAGUGGGGGAGAGGACGUGGAGGGCGGUGAUGAAGUAUGCUGCAGAUUUGAAGAAGCGUAAUAUAAAAAUCGCCUUUUUCAGCAGCACUCCACAGGGAGGCGGGGUUGCCUUGAUGAGACAUGCGUUGGUCAGAUUUUCAAACGUCCUUGGAACUGAUAUCAAAUGGUUCGUCCCACGACCACGACCAGGUGUAUUCCGCAUCACCAAAAACAACCAUAACAUUCUCCAAGGCGUAGCUGCGCCUGAUCAACGUCUAACCGAACAAAAUAAACGGGAUCUAACGGAUUGGAUCCUAGCAAAUGCAAACAGAUACUGGUUUGCUAAAGGCGGGCCACUCGAGCCUCCGGAAAUGGGAGGAGCUGACAUUGUUAUCAUUGAUGAUCCGCAGAUGCCAGGCUUGAUACCGCUGAUUAAACAGGCAACUCCAAACCGGCCAGUCAUAUAUCGGAGCCAUAUACAAAUCAGGAGUGAUUUGAUUGAAGACCCGACCUCCCCGCAGGCAGAAUGCUGGAAAUAUUUCUGGGAUAGUAUUUGCCAGGCAGAUCUCUUUAUCAGUCAUCCGGUUGAGGCGUUUGUUCCUCAUACCGUGCCAGGGGAGUCUGUUGGAUAUUUGCCUGCCGCAACGGAUUGGCUUGACGGUCUGAAUAAAACUAUGGACGAUUGGGAUAUCGGAUACUAUGGUCGUGUAUUCAACGGCAAAUGCAGAGAGAUAGGCAUGACCACAAUCGACUAUCCGAAAGACGAAUAUAUUGUCCAGGUCGCUCGUUUCGAUCCGUCAAAGGGAAUAUUCGACGUUCUCAAGUCCUAUGCCAAAUUCCACGAACUCAUCAAGGGCGUACCACACGUGGCAAUCCCGAAGCUCCUCAUCUGCGGACACGGCUCAGUCGACGACCCAGACGGCGCUCUCGUCUACGAUUCGGUCAUCGAAUACCUAGCAAAUGACCUCAGUCACUUAAAAUCUAUGAUCUCCGUCAUCCACAUCCCGCCCUCCGACCAAAUUCUCAACGUCGUGCUUUCCAAAGCCAGGAUCGCCCUCCAGCUAUCCACGCGCGAAGGGUUCGAAGUUAAAGUCUCAGAGGCCCUGCACAAGGGGAAGCCAGUCAUAGCUACAAUGGCAGGCGGUAUACCUUUGCAAGUACAACAUGAUAAAAACGGCUUCUUAGUCGAAGUCGGCGAUACCGACGCAGUUGCUAAACAUUUAUAUGACUUGUGGACCGACGAUGAUCUAUAUGAUCGGAUGAGCACGUAUGCUUUACACAGCGUCAGCGACGAAGUUUCAACCGUCGGCAAUGUUUUGUCAUGGCUCUAUCUGGCAAGUGCCAUGACAAAGGGCGAUAAAUGCAAGCCACACGGCAGAUGGAUUAAUGAUAUGGCUAGAGAAUCGGCAAAUGAGCCAUACCUAUCGGAUGUGAUAUCCUGCUGGUCACCACUUGAUAUCAUGACCACCCGAACAAGUGUUCUUAGCGGCUUGCCUGCGAAGCAUGUAGCUGCCUUUGAGAAAUUCUCGAAGCUCCGGGCGGAAAAAGGCCUGCAUUCUCGACCCGCCAGUGUCUCGAACGACGAGGAACAAGAUGGGUUAAAUGGCGAUACUGCAGCCUUACGAUUCCUCCGAGCCCGCCAGUUCGAUCCUGAUGCCGCUCUCAAACAGUUUGAAGAGGCCGUUACCACCCACGAAACGAACCAUAUAUCGAAGCUUUAUAAUGAGAUUGACGUGGCUGCCUUUGGGAAAGCACGCGCGCUUUAUCCUCAAUGGUCUGGUCGACGCACUAGGGACGGCCUCCCAAUCUGCAUUCUCGACCUCACCCAUCUCAGCCGGUCCAUUCUAUCGGGGUAUGAGAAGAACCGCAGCACAAACGGAUCAGGGUCUUGGCCUGAAUCCAGCAUCACCACGGUCCAAGGUGCCAGUGUAGCCCACGACAACCUCAUUCGCUUCGUCUUUCCGCUUUGCACGGCAAUGCAGGAUCGCCCAAAGCCGACGGCUCCUAUCUUUAGUGCAGUCUACUUCAUCGAUAUCUCCUCAUUUACCCUCCAACAGGGGUGGGAUAUCAAGAACUAUACACAAGAUAUAACGAGCUUGCUGAACGUGGGGUAUCCAGAGAUCAUCGAUCGAGUUUUUAUCCUUAAUGCACCCUCAUACUUCACGAUGAUGUGGAGUGUUAUAAGAAAAUGGAUGGACCCGGGAACGGCGAAUAAGAUAGAGAUUCUUACGGCGAGCAAGGUGCUGCCAACAUUAACCAAAUAUAUUGACCCGGAGAACAUCCCACGCAAGUUUGGCGGUAGUUUUGACUGGGCCAAUGGGAUGAACCCGGAUACAGAUCAAGGUAUCAAGGAGGCCUUAGAGUGGACGGGUGAGAAAGAAUUACCGCCUGGGCCAUUGAAAUGGGUUGUUGACGGAGCUGGGAGGAAGACUGUAGUUGCUAUUGGUAGUAUCGAUGGCACAGCGCGGAUAGAAGAUAUAGCUAGAUUAAAGGGCCCUGGAAAGGAGGCUGUCCAAACGGAUGUUGAAAAGACGGUUGAGAUGGGUAUGCGCCAGCUAGAAUUGAACUGCCAGCUAGAAGUGAACUGA
This is a messenger RNA of Arthroderma uncinatum, 3267 nucleotides long. RefSeq names its product Trehalose phosphorylase. The record is from RefSeq and is a predicted model, not a curated record. Gene Ontology annotation, molecular function: glycosyltransferase activity. The transcript is spliced from 10 exons. The coding region runs from base 1 to 3267 and encodes 1088 amino acids. NCBI's taxonomy places the organism in Eukaryota, Fungi, Ascomycota, Eurotiomycetes, Onygenales, Arthrodermataceae.